AUGAAGCGUCGCACAACGUAUAGCAGCAAGAAGAAGAUGGAAUUGGUGAGGUCUAUUCGCGAGGGAGGCAACAUUGAAGCUAUUGGCGAGGAGAGCGGUGUUCCAGUUCGAAACUUGUUCCGGUGGGUUGGAGAGGACGUUAAUUGGCGUGAGAACGGGAAUAAUGGCCCCUACAGCUUCAGCAAACGGCGCGGACCUGAUCCCACUCUGCCCAAGGAAGCCGAAAAAAGUAUUCACGAAUGGGUUGUGGGUCAACAAGUUGAGGGAGCUCCGGUUGGAAGGAAGGAUAUCGUCAGAAAAGCUCAACAGAUUUCAAAGCUAGUUACAGGCGAACCAGUAGGCAUGGGAUGGCACCGUCGGUUUAAAGGAAGAUUUCAUGACUUGAGCUCUCGUGCUUCUCAGUCGGUGUCAAAGUUCUUUGGCUAA
Messenger RNA from Phytophthora infestans T30-4, 426 nucleotides. RefSeq lists its product as uncharacterized. The coding region runs from base 1 to 426 and encodes 141 amino acids. The record is from RefSeq and is a predicted model, not a curated record. NCBI's taxonomy places the organism in Eukaryota, Oomycota, Peronosporomycetes, Peronosporales, Peronosporaceae. The transcript has 2 exons.